UUUCCAAACAUUACCUUAACCUCAAACUGCAACAAAUAAAAUAAGCUACUUGUGAAAACCUCCGUUUUGAUUUAUUUUUGGUCUUUCUUUGUGAACUGAAAUGUCGAAUCAAAGUUGGACGGAUUCCCUACAAGUAUGUACAAAUACUGGAGUCGGUUUUUCCUUAAAUCAAGUUUAUAGAGAAGAUGGAAAUCAUCAAGAAGAACACUAUUAUGAAGAUUGUAAAUGCUCACACCAAUUCAGCCCGAAUUGUUUCUAUUAUGCUAUAUUCGACGGACAUGGGGGUAGUAAAAUCGCCAAAUUUUGUUCAGAGAAACUAACCGCUGAGUUGUAUUUUGCUCAAAUCAAAGACGAUUCCACAGACGAUGUAGUCCAGAAGAUUUUAAGAGAGGUUUUCUUUUUGGUUGAAACAGAAUACAUGGAAUCCGUUGGUUCACUUUCAGCCGAAAGGACAAUUCUUAUGGAAGAUAUAAAAGGACUCACAGCUGCUGAAACGAGCAGAAGAUUUCCGGAUGUUGUGGAAAAACUGAGACACAUCAAUAGUGAACUCUCCUCGGGAACAGCAUGUGCUGUGGGUUUAAUACUUAACAAUAAACUUUAUGUUGCAAAUGUGGGAGACUGUCGAGUUCUCCUCUGUCAAACUGAUGAAAAUGACGUUAUGAAAGUUGUAGAAUUAAGUGUUGAACAUAAUCUCAAAAACCAUGAUGAAUUGUUGAGAUUAUCACAGUUGGGCCUGGAUGUGAAUCUUUUGAAAAAUGCUUCUUCCUUGGGUAAUCAAUCGGAUACAAGAUGCUUGGGUAAUUAUUUGGUGAAAGGAUGCUAUAAAGAAUUCAAAGAUUUAGCUCCUGCUGUGCAAGAACCAAUAACAGCAGAACCUGAUAUAAAUGGAGGUAUUCCAUUGGAUGAAUCAUGCAAAUUUCUACUCAUGAUGACUUCAGGUUUACUUAAAACAGUGGAAGAAGUUGUGACAGCUGAUCAAGUUAAUAAAUAUAUUGCCCAGUGUGUUGUUGAACAGUUCAGAGAACAAACAACGUUGGAUAGAGUAGCACAAGGAGUAAUUGAUAAAAUUGUCCGUCUUCACCAUGACCGUCAUAUGUCCGACCCAGCCAGAAUAAAGAACCGGGAAGAUAACACUCUCAUGGUUCGAAAUUUAAAUUUUCCACUUCACAGCAACACGAAUUACUCCACCUAUGAUUCUGUGAGUGUUUCACAAACACUGUUCAAUAGCAUGAACAACGUCAGUUCUACGAGUAGCUCGGGGCCUAUGGAUUGUCAACAAGUGAAUGGUUUGGGUCCCGAUCAGAAAAUAAAGGGUUAUGUGGACUUCAACGAUUUUUAUGUGUCUCUGGAGAAGGCGAAGAAAGAGGGAAGGUGUCCCGAAUGGAUGAAGAAUUUGUGAAAUAAGUAUGCAGAAUUAUAUUUUUGUUUUGAAAUAAUAGUUAUUUCCUCAUUCGAAUUUGGAAAAUCAUAUAAAGUUAGAUAGCCGAUUAAAAAAAUCCAUCCCAUUAAAAUGUGUCCGUAGAAUCACCUAUGUUUACGCUCAUGUCUAUGCCGUUCUCGGGCCAACUUCACGUCUCUUCGAAAGCACAAUCGGUCAUCAU
Coccinella septempunctata (seven-spotted ladybird) is the source of this 1601-nucleotide messenger RNA. Its product is annotated as TGF-beta-activated kinase 1 and MAP3K7-binding protein 1-like. Gene Ontology annotation, biological process: protein dephosphorylation. Lineage: Eukaryota; Metazoa; Arthropoda; Insecta; Coleoptera; Coccinellidae. Gene Ontology annotation, molecular function: protein serine/threonine phosphatase activity; cation binding. The coding region runs from base 101 to 1399 and encodes 432 amino acids. The transcript has 4 exons. The record is from RefSeq and is a predicted model, not a curated record.